Molecule: messenger RNA, 683 nt
Organism: Siniperca chuatsi (mandarin fish)
Lineage: Eukaryota; Metazoa; Chordata; Actinopteri; Centrarchiformes; Sinipercidae
Gene: lg3h17orf67
Product: linkage group 3 C17orf67 homolog
Exons: 4
Coding region: 176-448 (90 amino acids)
Source: RefSeq, a predicted model, not a curated record
AAACGUAUCAUCACUAAUGGGGAUUCAUGUUAAAUAUCUUCUCAGUAACAUGAGCAGGUAUUUGUGGGUGACGUGAAGGAGGAAAAGGAGGAGGAGAACUUCCCCCUUCACCCCCUCUGGACUCUGGUUGGGACCUCAGAGCAGAGAAGGCUCAGGCAGGAAAAAGGUGAAGAAGAUGAAUAAGCUGGUGGUGAUUUUGCUCUGCCUGGUCCUGCUGACCAUCUACACAGAUGCCAACCCUAUCAUCAAAGAGAGCUUCGCUAAGCAGCUGCUCCGAAGCAAGAGGCAGGAACGGCCAAUGAAGCCCGGCCACCCUGAUGAGCCAAUGAGGGAGCAUCUGCUCCACAUGCAGGCUCUGGAUCAGAGGGCCCAGGAGACCAACCUGGAACACUGGCUGAACCCCCACUGCUACCCUCGCUGCGACAGGAACUACGGAUACCCCGUCUGAUGAUGAUGUAAAAGACCAGACACGACAACAUGGACUCGACAAUGGCAACAAUGAAAACUCUUGAAAAAUAAAAAGAUGGAAGCUCUCUCUCUCUCUCUCUCUCUCUCUCUGUAUAGUUUACUGUUAUCAGUAGUUUCUACAUUUAUUUUCUUUAUUGUGUGUCAUGUAUCAUCACAGAGUGAAAUGUAUUAAUAGUAAAUUCAAUCACAAAUAAAUCAAAAUGCAUGAGUGUCUA